This is a messenger RNA of Xenopus tropicalis (tropical clawed frog), 1094 nucleotides long. It is a transcript of the gene fgfbp2, whose product is annotated as fibroblast growth factor binding protein 2. NCBI's taxonomy places the organism in Eukaryota, Metazoa, Chordata, Amphibia, Anura, Pipidae. Gene Ontology annotation, cellular component: extracellular region. The transcript is spliced from 2 exons. The coding region runs from base 138 to 713 and encodes 191 amino acids. The record is from RefSeq and is a predicted model, not a curated record.
UUUGGACGAGACUUUUAUUCCCCCUAAAACGUUUUCAGCGCCUAACAGAGACUUUAUUGCGCAUCAGCAGCUUACACUAAGUACAGCGACUUGCCCUUUAUUGCUUCUCUCUCCAGUAUAAGGAUCUAACUGUAAACAUGAAGCUUCAUAUCAUCCUUUCAGCAGUGGCAGUGUUCUUCAUUGGAACCCUGGCGCAGAACCCAGAAAGCGGAGAAAGGUUACCAUUUCAGACCAAAGCCAAGGAUGCUUGUGUGAUGAGCCCCACCGGCCAAGGUGAAAUCCGAUUAAAAAUCGAAUGCAAAAAUCAAGGCAAGUCAUACACGUGUGAAUUUGCAGGAAAACCAUCCUACUGCCGCGCUUACAACAGAGACAAAAAGGGAUUCUGGAAAAAGCUCAGUGAGGAUCUAUCAAAAGUAACCAAUCCAUGUGAUGCACAGGUCAUCAAGCACAGCCUGUGCCCCAAAGCCCCUUCUCAAUCUCAGCUUCGACAAGUUCAUGGGAGCCCACAAUCUGAUACGUCUAAAGCCGAAUCCAACGCACAGGCACCGCAGAAGACAACAACCAAGAAGCCUCCAGUGACCAAGAAACCUGCUGCACCCAAGAAACUGGUAGAAGAACCAGAGAACCCCAAAGCAAUGAAGAUCGCAAAGGAACGCUGCUGGUGGUACUUCCAAAAAUUCUGCUCCUACAUGAUAGAGAUAUUUAUUAGCUAAAGGAGGGGCUCAGGUCACCAUUGGAAAUUCUCUUUUUGUGCUCAUUUUGUAAUCCAGUGAGACUGUCCAUGUACAUACCAGUCAUUAACAAACACCUCUAUUGCCCAUUCCUACAGAAAAGGCUGAGCUGAAGUUGAUAUAUUUGGGCGUGGGACCCCCACAUUCUCCAGUGCGCUGCUGUACAUAGCCAACCUGAAACUGCCGGGAUAUUCAUGUGCUUUUGUUAAAUAUAUAUAUUAUAAAGUGUGUAUUUAUAGCAGAGAAUCUCCUCAUCAUCAUUACUAUGUUUUUAUAAUAAAUGCCAUAAAACAGUACAAUUCUAUUUGACAUUUUCUUAUAUUGCCUUAAUAAACAUUUUUGUUUUUGCUGGAAAGAAAAAAA